Molecule: messenger RNA, 1449 nt
Organism: Aspergillus thermomutatus
Lineage: Eukaryota; Fungi; Ascomycota; Eurotiomycetes; Eurotiales; Aspergillaceae
Product: carotenoid oxygenase family protein
Exons: 12
Coding region: 1-1449 (482 amino acids)
Biological process (GO): carotene catabolic process
Molecular function (GO): carotenoid dioxygenase activity
Source: RefSeq, a predicted model, not a curated record
AUGGUGCACGCCCUGUCUAGUAAUUACGAGGAUUUCGCCGGCGCCUCACGGCCCUUCCGAGCCCACGUAGAACUUGACGACCUCGAGGUCGAGGGUGAAAUCCCUCUGGAGCUUCGCGGUACUUUCUAUCGUGUUUCCCAUGAUCCGUAUUAUGAGCGUGACUAUUACGAGGGCGGCACAAAGACCACACCGUUCGAUGCCGACGGCAAUAUCAGCGCGUUUCGUAUUCAAGACGGAAAAGCCUCGUUCAAGCAGCGAUAUGUCUUGACGGAGCGUUUUCUGGCCGAGCGCAAGGCUGGGAGAGCCAUGUUUGGGGUUAUGAGAACCCCCUUUUCCCACCACCCCUGCGUCAGGUCCUUGGAGGACAAUGUGGCCAACACAAAUGUCAUUGUCCAUGCAGGGAAGCUGCUUGCCUUGGGUGAACUAGGGGCACCGUAUGAGCUUGACCCAACUACCAUGACCACCGUUGGCCACAACCCUUUUCCUGGCCAGCUCCCGAUGAAUGGGCCCUACACAGCGCACCCCAAGAUUGAUCCUGACACGGGUGAUCUCAUCGGCUACGGCUACGGCAUCAAGGGAGCUGAGAGCAAUGAUUGUACUGUGUGGAUUCUUGAUAAGGAUGGAAAGAAGACCCUCGAACGACCAUUCGAAAGGCCCAUCAACGGGUUCGUCCACGACUGUGUGAUUACCAAGAACUACGUUGUGUUGCAGCAGAUGCCCUUCCGUACGAGCUAUGAGCAACUGAAGACCAAGGAUGGUCACCUCUGGACCUACGACGAGGACCUGCCGACGUACUUUUACGUGGUCCCUAAGGACAUGGGCAAACCCGUGCGGACUUUUCACUGGAAGAACUCAAUGCCAAUUCAUACUGGCGCAUCGUGGGAAGAACAGGGAAACAUCAUUUUCGACACAACGAUUGCGUCAAACAACGCGUUCCCCUUUCUACCAAUCAAGAGAAGUUGUACAUCAACUAGUGAACCAAAGCCAGUCACGGUCAACUACGUCAGGUUCACCAUCAGCCCUGAUGCGGCUUCGGAGAAAGUGGAAAACCCAGAGAUUCUGGUCGACCUCCCCUGCGAAUUUCCCCGCAUAGAUGAGCGAUUCUUGACCAAACGAUCCCGCUAUACAUUUUUCGAUUGCUUCGACCCCAAGUCCGUGGCCGACCCAGCUCUCCUUUACCGCGGGCUUAACUGCCUUGGCCGAUUCGACUACGAAACCAAGAAACUGGAGAUCAUGUCGCCAGGACCGGACGUACUGGUCCAAGAGCCUUGUUUCAGCCCACGGUAUCCGGGAGCACCCGAGGGAGACGGGUUCCUGAUCACUAUGAUCGACAAUGUUCCGAAAUUGAGGAACGAAGUGUCCAUACUGUAUCAGCUUGCUCUGACAUUACUCAACAUCACCGCUGAGCUACCAAGGCUUGCCGCGGAAGGGUCGACAUACCGGAAGUAA